AUGGCACGAAUCGGGAAACAUCUUGAUUCGGCUGAACGAGGAAACUCAAAUGAUAAAAGAUUUCGUUGCCUUUGCUAUCCGAAGAAGAAGCAGCAACAGCAGCAGCAAUUGUUAGACCAGAAAGCUGUUUUAACAAGUUUGAGAAUGCAGAAACUUGAGAUUCUGUUUAAUAAGUUGGAAAUAUGCAAAAUAGUUUCACCUUCUGAUCAACUCUCCAUUUAUGGAUAUUUAUGCAUACAUAAGAGAUUCAAAGUCAAUGGGAGCUCAUCUGACAUCACUGCAGGUUAUCAACACAUCAAAUUAAAUCAACAUCGGUUCAAAAGAUUUUGUCGGAAAAUCAUAAGUAAAGCCGAUGAAAAGCAAAAACUUUACUUAGAAAAAUCUUCUUCCUUUUGA
This is a messenger RNA of Clunio marinus, 396 nucleotides long. The record is from the annotation of a GenBank genome assembly. Lineage: Eukaryota; Metazoa; Arthropoda; Insecta; Diptera; Chironomidae.